GGGCGACAGGCAUACGAUCGGGCCCCCAGGCGGAGCGACAGGUCUCGGGCCCCCAGGCGGAGCGGCGGGUCCUGGCGAGUCACCAGGCAUGACAGUGGGCUCCGAGUCAACUGGCAAGACUGCGGGCACCGAGUCGUCUGGCGGAACAGCGGGCACCGAGUCGUCUGGCAAGACUGCGGGCACCGAGUCGUCUGGCAAGACUGCGGGCACGAGUCGGGCACUGUCUGCAAGACUGUGGGCACCGAGUCGUCUGGCAUUGGAUCGUCUGGCUCGACAGCGGGCAUCGGGUCACCAGGUAUGACAGCGGGCACUGGGUCACCAGGGAUCAGGUCAUUUGGCUCGCCAGCGGGCACCGCGUCAUCUGGCAAGGCAGUGGGCACCGAGUCACCAGGUACGACAGCGGGCUCUGAGUCAAUUGGCACGACAGCGGGCACCGGAUCAGGUACCGGAUCAUCUGGAUCAACAGCGGGCAUCGAGUCAACUGGCCUAAUAGGAUCAUCAGGCUGGAUCAGUUCAUUAUGCUGGACGGCAGGCUUACCGGUUUGGAUACUGGCA
Staurois parvus is the source of this 555-nucleotide messenger RNA. The record is from the annotation of a GenBank genome assembly. NCBI's taxonomy places the organism in Eukaryota, Metazoa, Chordata, Amphibia, Anura, Ranidae.